UGCGCCAGCGCGUUGUAUCUAAGUCCUGUGUGCAAUAAUGUUUUUCUGUCUGCUGAGGCUUACUUCUCCAGCCUAUUGUUUGAGACAACAGAUAUAAGUUGCGAUGGGAGAGGAGCGUCGGAUUUGGUGUGUAUCCCCCAUUUCCAAUUAUAGAUGGAUCAUUACAGACAGCGGAGUCCUGAGAACCCAGACAUCUGCUCCUCACAUGAAUGCACUCACCUCCUAGAGACCAGGCUGCCAUCAUGCUCUGGAAACUCGUGGAGAAUGUCAAGUACGAAGACAUCUAUGAGGACCGGCACGAUGGCGUCCCAAGCCACAGCUCGAGACUCUCUCAACUGGGCUCUGUGUCCCAAGGACCCUACUCGAGCGCUCCGCCGUUGUCCCACACGCCAUCCUCGGACUUCCAGCCACCCUACUUCCCGCCCCCCUAUCAGCCGCUACCUUACCACCAGAGUCAAGACCCCUACUCUCACGUCAACGACCCCUAUUCCCUGAACCCUCUGCAUCAGCCCCAGCAGCACCCCUGGGGUCAACGACAGCGCCAAGAAGUGGGUUCAGAAGCCGGCUCUCUACUGCCCCAGCCCAGGGCGGCCUUGCCCCAGCUCUCGGGCCUUGACCCCCGAAGGGACUAUCACUCUGUCCGCCGGCCCGACGUGUUACUACAUUCGGCACACCACGGCCUGGACGCCGGCAUGGGCGACAGCCUCUCCUUGCACGGUCUUGGGCAUCCCGGCAUGGAAGAUGUGCAGUCAGUUGAAGAUGCCAAUAACAGCGGCAUGAACCUAUUGGACCAGUCAGUCAUUAAAAAAGUUCCUGUCCCUCCCAAAUCUGUGACUUCUCUCAUGAUGAAUAAAGAUGGCUUCUUGGGAGGAAUGUCAGUCAACACCGGCGAGGUAUUUUGCUCAGUCCCAGGCCGUUUAUCUCUACUCAGUUCAACUUCAAAAUACAAAGUGACUGUGGGAGAAGUUCAGAGACGGCUCUCGCCCCCUGAAUGCCUCAAUGCGUCUCUCCUUGGCGGCGUCCUCAGAAGAGCCAAAUCGAAAAAUGGGGGGAGAUCCUUGAGAGAAAGGCUAGAAAAAAUCGGUUUGAAUUUACCCGCGGGCAGGCGCAAAGCAGCAAAUGUCACGUUACUCACCUCCCUGGUGGAAGGGGAAGCUGUCCACUUAGCUCGGGAUUUUGGGUAUAUUUGCGAAACAGAGUUUCCUGCUAAAGCCGUGUCCGAGUAUUUGAACAGACAGCACACAGACCCCAGUGACCUGCACUCCAGAAAGAAUAUGCUGUUGGCCACCAAGCAACUUUGUAAAGAAUUUACGGAUCUGCUGGCACAGGACCGGACGCCGAUCGGGAACAGCCGGCCCAGCCCCAUCCUGGAGCCUGGCAUCCAAAGCUGCCUCACGCACUUCAGUCUCAUCACGCACGGCUUCGGAGCCCCGGCCAUUUGUGCUGCGCUCACCGCCCUGCAGAACUAUCUCACCGAGGCGCUCAAAGGCAUGGACAAGAUGUUCUUGAACAACACCACUAACAGGCACACGUCUGGGGAAGGCCCAGGUAGUAAAACUGGCGACAAGGAGGAGAAACACAGGAAAUGAAAAACAAAACAAAACAAAACAAAACAAA
Messenger RNA from Phodopus roborovskii (desert hamster), 1617 nucleotides. It is a transcript of the gene Tfap2b, whose product is annotated as transcription factor AP-2 beta. NCBI's taxonomy places the organism in Eukaryota, Metazoa, Chordata, Mammalia, Rodentia, Cricetidae. Gene Ontology annotation, molecular function: RNA polymerase II transcription regulatory region sequence-specific DNA binding; DNA-binding transcription factor activity, RNA polymerase II-specific. The transcript is spliced from 7 exons. The record is from RefSeq and is a predicted model, not a curated record. Gene Ontology annotation, cellular component: nucleus. The coding region runs from base 210 to 1589 and encodes 459 amino acids. Gene Ontology annotation, biological process: anatomical structure development; regulation of cell population proliferation; regulation of transcription by RNA polymerase II.